Molecule: messenger RNA, 4626 nt
Organism: Periconia digitata
Lineage: Eukaryota; Fungi; Ascomycota; Dothideomycetes; Pleosporales; Periconiaceae
Source: the annotation of a GenBank genome assembly
UCUCCUGACGCUGAUUUCUGUACGCCGCAAUUAUAUCUACACGUCGCCAGCGUGAUGCGGGUGCUUAAUUCGCUGGUUCGCGCGCAGAGCCUUGCGCUGCUCGGUGCGCUCUGGCAAACUGGUGUACUCGCUGGUCCGAGUAUCAAUGUCGCUCUGCGAGCUUCGUUCGACUCUGCACCAUACUUAGUAGAGCUACUAGAAACCGCCGCCGAAGAAAACUCGACAGCAUACUUCCCCAUCCUCGAUCGGAUAGCUGACGGUCACUUUGACAAAGCAAAGACGGACCAGGAACUCUUUGAGUCUUUUGUAAAGCUACUUGAGACAGAUGAACACAUUACCGACCCCUCUACGCUUUCUUCCUUCCAGUUUGCGCUUUCUGUCCGCUCCGCCGCGCCGCGCAUAGAAGCACACUAUCAGUUCUAUAAUACAUCCGUGGAGCCCUCGCUGGAGGGAGAACAGGGCGCGGAUUGUGAUACAUGGGUAGCAUUCGGAGGAAAGCAGUACUGCUCCUCGGGAUUGAAAGAAAGUCAUGGAAGCAUUAAAGGAGAACGAACAAAAAAGUUACCUUUCGACCGUAUCCUUGGAAACAGCUCGCAUGCGCUCCCUUCUAUUCUCUACGCCGAUAUCACAUCACCGUCGUUCGCGAAAUUCCACAAAGUCCUACGUACGACCGCUGCAGAGGGAAAGACAUCCUAUCGCGUUCGACACAAGCCUUCCACAAAUUUGCCAAAGGCGCCUCUGGUUGUGAACGGAUACGGUGUCAGCCUGCAAUUGAAGAGGACCGACUAUAUCGUCAUCGAUGACCGACAGGCAGAGCAAGGCGAGAAGGCGGCGACGCAGAAAUCUUUGGAUACAGAGCUGCACGAUGACGAAGAUGUGUCUGAUCUGAAGCCGCUUUCCAAGGAUGAUAUCUCCGGGCUGAGUCUCAAGGCCGCGAGCUUUGUCAAGCAGAGCGAAAACCCAAUGGACACGCUGCUACGGUUGAUUCAGGAUUUCCCCAAAUACUCUUCCGCGAUCGUGGCGAAUAAUGCAUCUGAAGCAUUCAUCAAGGAGCAAGCGUGGAAUCUUGAACAAAUUCCUGGAUACUUCUCUCAACCGGGAAGCCAGAGCUUCUUCAUUAACGGAGUGCAAAUACCGGCCAGAGAUAUCAACCCGUUUGCAUUGCUGGAGCACCUACGCCAGGAGCGCUCCUUGAUUGGUGGGCUACGCAGCCAGGGACUCUCGGGGCCUGAAGCUAUCUCACUUCUUUCGCACUCGGCUAUCACAGAGACUCAGUCGGAGGAUGAACCGCAGCGUUAUGACUUCCGUGAUGAGAUUGAGGGUGGCGAUGUCAUUGUGUGGUUGAAUGAUAUUGAGAAAGACGAAAGAUACGCGAAUUGGCCCUCCACAUUGCAAGCUCUGUUGCAGAGGACAUAUCCAGGCAGUCUGCCUAGUGUUCGACGUGACAUACACAACGCUAUCCUUCCCGUCGAUCUAACUUCGGAGGAUGAUAUUACCUCUAUUGUGGAGACUGCCCUCAACAUCAUCGAACGCAACAUCCCUCUUCGGUGGGGCUUUGUUCCUAUCACUAGCACUGCGGGUGCAAAGGAUCAAGCUAAAGUUGUCUAUUAUCUCCUGGACACGUAUGGUUUGUCUUCCGUGACCAAAUAUCUUCAAGCUGUCGUUCAGUCGAAGACGUUCGAUCUCCCCAGCAAGAAGGUUUUUGAUGCAGUGGUCGAGGGUGCCGAGCUUCUCCCUGAGCGUGAAGCACUCGAACUCGCCGAUGUACUCGCAUCCGAGGAUCGUGAAACCCGGAUUGGUGGCGCGACUAAGUAUCUGAACCGUCUUUCUGCGAAUCAGCCUAGCGCUCCGUUCUUUAUCAACGGAAUUCCUAUGCCAAAAGUUGGCAAUUGGCUCGGGAUGUUGAGUCAACGUGUCUCGAUGGACCUUAGCCAGAUUCAACGAGGUGUUUUUGAACGAGCCUUCGAAGAAGAUACCUGGGUGCCGAAAUUCUUUCUGUUCCAAGCUUUGCCGAAGCGCAAUUCACUCAUCAUUCCCGAAGACGAAAAGAACGUCACUCUUGUCGAUAUGGCAGAGUUCGAAAGCGUGCAUGGAGAGGCUUUCCACAAGAUGCCAUCCGUUAAAGUCGCGGAAUCUGCGAGCCAAGCAGAAUGGGUGCACGUCACUGUUGUCGCAGACUUUGACGAUAAGAAGAGUGUUGAACUGCUUCGAGCUGUUGCGCUAUAUCGCGACGAGAACCCGAAUGUUGAAGUCAAACUCAUUCACAACCCACAGCCAGACGCUGCAUAUGCGGGCGUUUCUGAAGAUCUCUUGGAAAAAUGGGUCAAGUCCGGCCGUGCCAUCAGUAUUGAACUAUUGAUGGACGUUUUGAGCCCGCCGAUCGUCAUGACACCUAGCACGGCCAAUGCGACAGCUUUCUGGAAAGCUGCCGAAGGGAUCUACGAAGCUCUGGGUCUUCAACCCGGCCAGAGCGGAUUGUUGGUCAACGGUCGCUUUGUGGGACCUCUCUCCGAUAAAAGGCCCUUCAGUAAGGACGACGUGGAAAUGCUGGUCACGUAUGAGACGAACAAGCGUAUCCAGCCGUUGGGUAAAGCUAUCGAAGAUUUGAAAUUCGGCGAGAAGAUCUCAUCGCCUUUCAGUGCAGCCAAGAUCCAGUCUCUGGUUGCACUCUCAUCUGUUUCGGAUGGACCCGAAGGCAUUUAUGAGUCUGCUUCGACGGUCAGAGUCAAUUAUUUCAAUAAGUGGAAUCAGAGUCACACCGUCAUCACGAAAGGCGACCAUGACCAGGCAACCUUUCAGAUCGUCGCUUCGAUCGAUCCCGCCACGGAGCUUGCUCAAAGAUGGGUGCCGAUCUUGAAGACACUGUCAGACAUGGCUGGCGUCCACCUCAAGCUGUUCCUCAACCCCAAGGAAUCGCUCUCAGAAUUGCCCGUAAAGCGUUUCUACCGCUACAUCCUCGAUUCCAAGCCUAGCUUUGCCAAGGAUGGGUCUUUUCAAGAUCUCCAAGCUCACUUUAAUGGCAUUCCCAAGGAGGCUCUGCUGAAUCUGGCCAUGGACGUUCCCCCAGCUUGGCUCGUGGCGCCUGAAGAGUCUAUUCACGAUCUGGACAACAUAAAGCUGAGCUCUUUACCUGCUGGUGCGAACAUUGACGCUAUCUAUGGGCUCGAAAGCAUUCUCAUCGAGGGCCACUCUCGUGAUGUCACCAAUGGAGGCCAACCGCCACGUGGUGCCGAAGUCGUGCUGGCUACCGAAAAGGACCCGCAUCUUGCUGACACCAUCAUCAUGGCCAAUCUGGGGUAUUUCCAGUUCAAAGCCAACCCAGGCUUCUACAACAUACACCUGAAGAGUGGUCGUAGCCAAGAGGUCUUCACUCUUGAGAGUGCUGGACCCCUUGGUUGGGCUCCUGCGGCUGGCGAUGAGACUAGUGAACUUGUUCUCAUGUCUUUCCAGGGAACUACAUUGUUUCCUCGUCUAUCUCGUAAUCCUGGCCAGGAGCUUACUGAUGUUCUCGCCCCUGAAGAGUCUCUCGCCUCCGAAUUGGCUGAAAAGGGCUCGCAGCAGGUCAACAAGCUGUUCAACAAGAUGGGGUUGAACAUCAACAGCGAAAAAGUGUUGAAGAAGGGAGCCUCUUUCUUUGCAGGCGGAAAAUCCUCUACAGCCGCCAAACGUACGCAGGCCGACAUCAACAUCUUCUCGGUCGCCUCGGGACAUCUGUACGAGCGAAUGUUGAACAUCAUGAUGCUUUCCGUCACCAAGCACACCAAGCAUUCUGUCAAGUUUUGGUUCAUAGAACAGUUCCUCUCGCCAUCCUUCAAGUCCUUCCUGCCGCACAUGGCCGCAGAAUACGGAUUCGACUACGAGAUGGUCACAUUCAAAUGGCCACACUGGCUCCGCCAACAAUCCGAAAAACAGCGUGAAAUCUGGGGCUACAAAAUCCUCUUCCUAGACGUCCUCUUCCCCCUCGAUCUCGACAAAGUCAUCUUCGUAGACGCCGACCAAAUCGUGCGCACCGACAUGUACGAACUCGUGCAAUUUGACCUCCAAGGCGCACCCUACGGCUUCACCCCCAUGUGCGAUUCCCGCACCUCGAUGGAAGGCUUCCGCUUCUGGAAAACAGGCUACUGGGCCAACUUCCUCCGCGGCCGCCCCUACCACAUCUCCGCCCUCUAUGUAGUAGACCUCCAACGUUUCCGUGCCCUCGCCGCAGGCGACCGUCUCCGCCAACAAUACCACUCCCUUUCUGCCGAUCCAAACUCCCUCUCAAACCUCGACCAAGAUCUGCCCAACAAUAUGCAGUUCAAUCUCGAGAUCAAGAGUCUGCCGCAGGAAUGGCUGUGGUGCGAAACUUGGUGUUCCGACGAGAGUUUGAAAGACGCAAAGACUAUCGAUCUUUGCAAUAAUCCCCAGACCAAGGAACCGAAGCUCGAUCGUGCGCGCAGACAGGUCCCUGAGUGGAAUGUGUAUGAUGAGGAGAUUGGGGCGCUUGCCAAGCGGGUUCGAGGCGAGCAGGGGAAAAUCGAGCAGGUUGUUGAUAUUCAAGAGUUGGAGCAGAUCAAGGAGAGGGAGAAGAAGGAGGCUGAGGCGAAGAAGGAGGAAGAGGGAGAAAGGCCUAGAGAUGAGCUGUAG